AUGCAGUCCAGAAAGCAGCUGCCGAUAACGAACGCUGUGAUUCACCCGGUGGUACUUUUGGGUAUCGUCGAUCACUAUAACAGAGCGUGCAAGAACACACGGAAACGGGCGGUGGGCAUUCUUCUGGGCACAAUCGACAGGCGGGGCCACGCGGAAGUGCUGAACUCUUUCGCUGUGCCUUUCGAGGAAGAUGAACGCAAUCCUACAGUCUUCUUUUUCGACCACGAUUAUGUGGAGAAUAUGGCAGCCAUGUUUCGGAAAGUCACCGCGAGAGAGCGAAUCAUCGGCUGGUAUUCAACAGGGCCACAAAUCCGCCCUGCAGACAUGGGUGUGCACGAGAUCGUUCAAGGUUUCUGCAGCAGCGGUCACGCACUCUAUGUAAUAUGCCAGGUGGAUCCCAAGGAAACCGGUCUGCCGACCGAGGCAUACGUGUCUCUCGAGGAGGACAGUGUUGCGCUGGAGGGGAGCGCACCCGGUCAGCCGCGCCGAAUAUUCGAGCACGUGCCGAACAGCAUCGGCGCGUUGGAGGCAGAGGAGGUGGGUACCGAGCACCUGCUGCGCGACGUGCGAAACUGGUCGGUGUCAACGUUGACCGGAGAGGUGCGCGCAAAGCUGGAUGCAUUGCAAAGUUUGCGUGCACGCCUCGAAAACAUCCGGCGAUACCUGGAGGAGGUCGCCUCUGGAAAUCUCCCGUUGCACCAGGAAAUUCUGCAUGCUCUGCAGUUGGUCUUGAAAGGAUUGCCUCGAAACGCUGCCAGCUCUGAGCUGACGCAGGCGUUUGCGGUUUGCAGUAACGAACAGACCCUGUUGAUUUACGUGGCAACGCUGUUGCGAUCGGUGCUGGUGCUUCACGAUCUGGUGAAUAACAAGACCGAGCUUCUGGAAACUGAACGCAAAAUGGAAGUUGCGUUUUCGAACGCAACAACAGCGAUGGAUGCUCCUGGUUCACCGACUGUGGCGGAUAGCCUGUGA
Molecule: messenger RNA, 972 nt
Organism: Cyanidioschyzon merolae strain 10D
Lineage: Eukaryota; Rhodophyta; Bangiophyceae; Cyanidiales; Cyanidiaceae
Product: 26S proteasome regulatory subunit RPN8
Exons: 1
Coding region: 1-972 (323 amino acids)
Biological process (GO): proteasome-mediated ubiquitin-dependent protein catabolic process
Cellular component (GO): proteasome complex
Molecular function (GO): protein binding; metallopeptidase activity
Source: RefSeq, a predicted model, not a curated record